UAGUUGUAUAUUCUUUUCGGAAUUUCCAGUCUACGACCAGGGUACGGUUUCACCAAAUAACUAGACAUAGCAAAAGCAUCAUCUCCCACAAGAACGUAUAGUACAGGCUCCGUUCUUCCUGGUAAUGCGUCGCUUCCAGGACAUCCUGUUGGAUACUGCUGAUAAUCAGAAACAAGAUGAAGCAAAUGUAAAUGCAGAAUGUGAAGACAAACACCCACCAUUCAAAAUCCCAAGAUGGACUCCCAAACGCGUCCGACAGAAUGACGACCCCACUGCACAAGAAGCUGUGAACCGUCUCAAGUCUCUAUCAAAAGUUGUUACAACUAUACAGGGUGACUUUGAAGUUGAGUCAUUAAUUUUCAGAUAAUGAUUGUAGAAGGAAGAUAAACCAAAAUAUGUGUGUGAAAAUAAAAAAAAAUUAAAAAAAAAUGUUUACCUUGUUUUAUAAAGUAUCCUCCCGACAAGUAUUU
Acanthoscelides obtectus is the source of this 470-nucleotide messenger RNA. Lineage: Eukaryota; Metazoa; Arthropoda; Insecta; Coleoptera; Chrysomelidae. The record is from the annotation of a GenBank genome assembly.